AUGAGUAUUGUGUGCAUUCGCCUGACAGUCAUUGGGAUUCCCACAGUUCCUGGAACAGUGACUCUGAAGAAAGACUCCCAGAACCUGAUUGGGAUCAGUAUUGGGGGCGGAGCUCAGUUCUGUCCCUGUCUUUACAUCGUACAGGUGUUUGAUAACACUCCGGCCGCUCUGGACGGGACUCUGGCCGCCGGCGAUGAGAUCACAGGAGUCAACGGCAAACCGGUGAAAGGAAAGACUAAAGUAGAGGUGGCCAAGAUGAUCCAGGCAGUGCAGGGUGAAGUCGUGAUCCAGUAUAACAAACUGCAGGCCGACCCGAAGCAGGGCAAAUCUCUGGAUAUCGUGCUGAAGAAGGUGAAGCAUCGUCUGGUGGAGAACUUGAGUUCAGGAACCGCAGACGCUCUGGGACUCAGCAGAGCCAUUCUGUGCAACGAUGGUCUGGUGAAGAGGCUGGAGGAGCUGGAGAAAACCGCUGAACUUUAUAAAGGACUGAUGGAGCACACGAAGAGACUGUUAAGAGCUUUCUAUGAGCUCUCGCAGACUCACAGAGCGUUUGGUGACGUGUUUUCCGUCAUCGGUGUCCGUGAGCCACAGGCCGCCGCCAGCGAAGCCUUCGUGAAGUUUGCUGAAGCUCAUCGAAACAUGGAGAAGUUCGGCAUCCAGCUGCUGAAGACCAUCAAACCCAUGCUGCAUGAUCUGAACACGUAUCUGCACAAAGCAAUUCCUGACACCAAACUCACCAUCCGCAAAUACCUGGAUGUCAAGUUUGAGUACUUGUCGUACUGUCUGAAGGUGAAGGAGAUGGAUGAUGAAGAGUACAGCUGUAUCGCGUUAGGAGACCCGUUGUACCGCGUCAGCACCGGUAACUACGAAUACCGUUUAAUUCUGCGCUGUCGACAGGAAGCUCGCGCACGAUUCGCCAAGAUGCGCAAAGAUGUUCUGGAGAAAAUCGAACUCCUGGACCAGAAACAUGUCCAGGAUAUCGUGUUCCAGCUGCAGCGCUUCGUCUCAGGGAUGUCGCGCUAUUACGACGACUGCUAUGCCGUGCUGAAAGAGGCCGACGUGUUCCCCAUCGAGGUGGAUCUGUCCCGAACCAUGAUCAACUACAGCGCACAGAGUCUCUCAUACGAGGAGGAGGAGGAGGAGGAAGAGACGAGCAGAGGAGGAGAGGACGACGCUCCGCAGACUGAGAACGGAGCCGAGAAACUCAUCGACGACGAGUGAGUGAGCGAGCGAACGAAUGAAUUAUCAGAUGAAAUAAUAAAGAAAUCAAUGAAGGGAAAGUGAACGAUCUCAUUGUGACAGAAAGAACUACAGAUUGAGAGAGUAUGUUCAAUGUAAGAUGAUUGAUAAAUAAUAUGAAUAAAAGCAUUAUAUAUUACAUAUUUAUAUAUGAUAUCUAAUAUAAAAUUUCUAUAUUGAUAAACUACAUUUUCAAAUCACUGGUCAGACAGAAACGGAAUCACUGGUUGCCAUGUUACAUACUACAGAAUAGAAUGUUACCUUUGGUUGCUAUGGUGACAGAAUUGAAACUUUUAAUCAAACAUUCUUUGUUUUGGAGUCUUUGUACUCUUUGUUUCAAAACAUUUCAAAUGAACGGGACCUGAAGUUGAGUUGUCUGUGGUUUUGCACAACUUGUGAGUUUUUCUCUUUUCUGCCUUUGAAACACUGGAUGAAUGUCUUUAAAGAGCAGGUCAUAUGUUUUUUUUUUUUAAAGUGUCCUAAUAUUGUGUUGGA
Sinocyclocheilus grahami is the source of this 1734-nucleotide messenger RNA. It is a transcript of the gene pick1, whose product is annotated as protein interacting with prkca 1. Gene Ontology annotation, biological process: positive regulation of receptor internalization; intracellular protein transport; dendritic spine maintenance. Gene Ontology annotation, cellular component: neuron projection; postsynaptic early endosome; synaptic vesicle. Gene Ontology annotation, molecular function: phospholipid binding; protein domain specific binding; protein kinase C binding. The record is from RefSeq and is a predicted model, not a curated record. Lineage: Eukaryota; Metazoa; Chordata; Actinopteri; Cypriniformes; Cyprinidae. Bases 1 to 1221 code for a protein of 406 amino acids. The transcript has 12 exons.